Sebastes umbrosus (honeycomb rockfish) is the source of this 1136-nucleotide messenger RNA. It is a transcript of the gene tsr3, whose product is annotated as TSR3 ribosome maturation factor. Gene Ontology annotation, molecular function: rRNA small subunit aminocarboxypropyltransferase activity. The record is from RefSeq and is a predicted model, not a curated record. The coding region runs from base 206 to 1105 and encodes 299 amino acids. Lineage: Eukaryota; Metazoa; Chordata; Actinopteri; Perciformes; Sebastidae. Gene Ontology annotation, biological process: maturation of SSU-rRNA. The transcript is spliced from 7 exons.
CUAACUAACACUGUGAUACAUGUGGUUUAAAAUAGAAGUGCAGGCUAAGCAGAAGCUAAUACGAAUUAUAUUGUGACAACCUAUUUGAACUUGUGAAUGUAGUAAGCGUAGAUAAAAUACGAAACGUUUACUUUACAAUUAGUAAUGCUAGUUAGUGUUAAUGCAGGCUGUAAUCUGAGAGUAUAGCUGACUAGCUGGUUGCAACAUGGGUCGAAAGAAACAGGGCAAGUUUGUGCGCCCUGACAACAACAAGGGAAAAGAUAAAAGGCAUAAAAUGAAGGGGAAAUCCUUAGAGGCCUUUACAGAAGAAAUGCACACUGCUUUUGAAGCAAGUCUUCACCUGGAGGAGGGAGCAGAGGCCCCUCAGGUGAAACUGCCUUGUCCUCUUGCCAUGUGGGAGUUGGGACACUGUGAUCCUAAACGUUGUACUGGAAGAAAGUUGGCACGCAAGGGCUUUGUACGCAAUCUACGCCUCAAUCAGAGAUUUAAUGGACUCAUACUGAGUCCGAUGGGCACAAAGUAUGUGACCCCAGCAGACAGAGAGAUUGUGGCUCAAAAUGGUGUAGCAGUGAUCGAUUGUUCCUGGGCUAAACUGGAUGAGACUCCCUUCAGUAAGAUGGUUGGAACUCAUCCCAGGUUACUGCCGUUCCUCGUCGCUGCAAACCCCGUCAACUACGGCAAGCCUUGCAAGUUAUCCUGUGUUGAGGCUUUUGCUGCCACGUUCUGCAUUGUUGGUUUUGAAGAACUAGCAAUGCUCUUGUUGAAUAAAUUCAAGUGGGGGAGAGUGUUCCUGGAUCUCAAUAAAGUUCUGCUGGACCGCUAUGCAGCAUGCCAGUCGGAGGAAGAGCUGCUCGCUGUAGAAAAGGACUAUAUCACAGCUAAACCAGAGGAGGAUGAGUUUGAUCCAUUUGAUGUUAACUCGGGAGUUGAAUGUAGGAAUCUCAACAGACCUCUGUGUGAACCUGAAGAUGAUGAUUCUAGUGAGGAUACAGACACCUCAGAGGAUAACGAAGAGGAUGAUGAGGCAGAAGAUGAAAAAACAGAAAGCAACAAUGAGUCACUAACAGUCUCGCAUCAUCAUGAAGAGGAAGGGACUGAAUCAUAAUCAUCACAAUAAAGCAUAUUUCAACUAUGGA